Messenger RNA from Tachysurus vachellii, 2905 nucleotides. It is a transcript of the gene poldip2, whose product is annotated as polymerase (DNA-directed), delta interacting protein 2. The transcript is spliced from 11 exons. Gene Ontology annotation, cellular component: nucleus; mitochondrial nucleoid. The record is from RefSeq and is a predicted model, not a curated record. Gene Ontology annotation, molecular function: DNA binding. Lineage: Eukaryota; Metazoa; Chordata; Actinopteri; Siluriformes; Bagridae. Gene Ontology annotation, biological process: error-free translesion synthesis. The coding region runs from base 43 to 1188 and encodes 381 amino acids.
AGUUGUAAUCCUUCAGUAAGCGUCUCUGGAUUCUAAACAAAGAUGGCGGCGUGUGUAUUACGAAGCUGGCGAAUGUUGUCUACUGUUCAUAAGUUUAGUAAUAAAAACACACUGCGGGCACUUGGUGUGGAGCUCAACAGCAGACACGAAGUAAAUAGACGCCGAUUGCAGUGUUCCUCAUGUGGUGUCCUGAAUGUACAGCAGAAACGGUGCAUGUCGUCCCGUAACAGGGCAGAAGGGAAGGUGCUAGAGACAGUCGGAGUGUUUGAAGCACCAAAGCAGCAUGGCAAAUACGAAACAGGACAGUUGUUCCUGCACAGUGUGUUUGGCUACAGAGGCAUCGUCCUGUUCCCCUGGCAUGCUCGACUUUACGAUCGUGACGUCACCCCUCCAGCAUCUGACAGUAAGCCAGAGACUCCAGGAGCACAUGGGUCAAAGGAGGUGAAGGGAAAAACACACACAUACUAUCAAGUCCUCAUUGACACCAGAGACUGUCCACACAUAUCGCAGAGAUCGCAGACAGAAGCCGUCACGUUUCUAGCCAAUCAUGACGACAGCAGGGCUCUGUAUGCUAUUCCAGGUUUAGACUACGUGAGCCAUGAAGAUAUUCUGCCAUAUAAUUCUACAGAUCAGGUGCCAAUUCAGCAUGAGCUGUUUGAGAGGUUCCUCAUGUUCAACCAAGCUAAAGCGCCUCCAUUUGUAGCAAGAGACACACUGCGUGCAUGGCAGGAGAAGAACCAUCCGUGGCUAGAGCUGUCUGAUGUCCACAGAGAGACUACAGAGAAUAUCCGGGUGACCGUCAUCCCUUUCUACAUGGGCAUGAGGGAAGCACAGAAUUCACAUGUUUACUGGUGGCGUUACUGCAUCCGUCUAGAGAACUUGGGCAACGAGGUCGUGCAGCUGAGAGAACGACACUGGAGGAUCUUCAGCCUGUCUGGAACGCUGGAAACAGUCAGAGGCAGAGGAGUGGUGGGCCGUGAGCCUGUAUUGUCCAAAGAGCAGCCAGCGUUCCAGUAUAGCAGUCACGUCUCACUACAGGCCCCCAGCGGACACAUGUGGGGCUCCUACCGGUUCGAGAGGCCCAACGGCACAUUUUUCGAUGUGCGCAUCCCUCCCUUCUCUCUCGAAAGCAAGAAGGACGAUAUGCCCACCGGCUUCCUGCCAGGCCCUUUCUCCUCACUGGCUUAAGAGCUCCAAGCCCAGAGCCUUGCCCCGGUGUUCCCGUCCCAACCGCUGCCAAUCUCAGCCUGUCCUCCUGUCCUGCAUUGUCAGCAACACGUCCCCCACCCCACUAUAUUAACUGUGCAGUAACUUCAGCCUCAUUUUGCCUCUGUGUGCACUAAUCCAUGCAUUAAUAAUAAUAAUAAUAAUAAUAAUAAUAAUAAUUACGACAUUUUGAGCUAAAAACAAUUCUGCAAAGCUGAAAAAAAGUGCCUGAUAUCAGAUAGUGAAAUUUUGGUUUAUUUAUAUCCAUCUUUUGUGAAGAUUAGGGUUGCUGCAGCACUCAGCCUUCGCUCUUCCAACCUCGCUGUAGCUCUCGUACAACCCAGGAAGUCACCAUCCAUAGCUUUUUAAAUGAAAUGCUCAUCCGAGCUCUCCAGUUUUCACCAGUUAACAUGGAUUUCCUGCUUAUAAAGCACUUAGAAAAUCCUUAUAAAGGAUUUCCAGCUCAGAAAGUCAGCAUAAAAAGCAUACAGGUUGGAUGAGGAACAGGAAAAUCCACUGUAGUAAAUUUAUUUGUAUUUGUCUUAUAUGUUUUUAAUUUGAUGGAUUUUUAAAAGGAUAGAUUUAAGAUCUGAGAUCAGGUUCUAUGCUCCUGAGUGGGUUUGAAUGUUACCUAAAGCAACUAAAAAAAAAUCAUGUGUUCACAUCAACUGGAUCAUCAUCAUCGUCAAGUCUGUCCCUACAUUUUUAGACUGCUAACUCCACUUAUAAACUGCUGUACAGGUCUCUCUCGCGUGCACACAUGCUCUCUCUCUGAACCUUGAAGUCUCUGAACCUUGCACGUGUUUGCAAGUCUAAUGUACAAUUUCCUUUUAAUCGAUCUUAAUAGUUUUUUCGCACCCUCGGGUUAUGUGAAACCGUAACCCUCUCACUUUAACUGAUUAUUUAACAUUGGAGAAUUGACAUUAAAUAAUUAAACAUUAUUAGGAGGAAAAGUGUUAGAACGGGUAUCCAUGUGUUUCAUUCACCCGUUAACAACCCGUUAACUCAGAGUCAUUUAAUACAUAUUAUUUUUAAGGUAAUUAUUGAAUUAUUUGUGCAGAGGAUAUCUGUUUAUGCCAAUUCUGUCCAACUACAAAGAAAGAAGUUUUUAUUUAUAUAUAUAUAUAUAUUUUGUUCUUGUUUUGUUUUUUGAUUUGAUUUUGAUUAGUCAAUGCAGUGACGCCAUCAUGACUGUAGUAAUUGUGAAUUUAUUAUUAGAUUUGUAAAUCCGGUCUUUUCUACAUGGCAUGAUUUAAAUGUAUGCAGUGUUCAGGUUGAUUGCGACUCAGUUUUGCAUUUUUAAUCAAUUGACCGUUAUGUUUGGGGGCGUGGCCAGGCGCAUGGCUACAGAGCACUUAGGGGUGGAGCUAAAACACGUAACUACAGAUUGUGAACGUGCAGAAAAUAAAAUGUGCGAAUUCUGUUAUGCAUGUAGUCAAAGGUUUGUAAAAUUUCAGCACUGAUUUGAUGUACGAUUCAUUGUCAAAGGAAGGUCGGUUCGAAAUUCUUUACUUAAGUACUCUGUAGAGUCACAAGCUUUGAACUCCUCAAUUUCUCAAUGUAACCUCCUUAAUUUUCAUUUUUGAAACUAAUAAAAUGGGGAAUUUGUACCGACUAAAGUGAAGUUGCGUACUCUGUAUUCCCAAGCACAAAUACACACAGAUCCAUAUACAUACACCUUAUAAGGACUUCACCCCAU